UGUGUCCAUCACUGUAUGCGCAAACCGGUUUGGGCACACCACCGUCACCGAACCUUCCUUUGUGUCUGUGUACAAGUGAAUCGCGCAGCACCUGAGCCGCUCGGUGCUGGUUCGACAGAGUUCGGUUCGACAGUUAUAUCGAAGCGGUUGGACGAGUCGGAUCAUGGAACAGGAGAAUUGGGAAUCCGAGUCCGUGUACGUGUACGACCGGUCGAAAUUGCUGACUGCGCCCGACGUACGCCGCCUGUGCUGCAGCGAUCCCACCAACGAAAUCACACCCGGGUGACAAGAGGAGGUAGAGCGAAAGUAGCAAGUACGUCACGUCGUGACGACACAACCAACGCCGCCAACACCACCGCCACCACCACCACCACCACAAUCAACGACAGAAUCAGCAGGAAGUAACGUCGCACCGGGACCGGCCCCAACAUGGCGCUUCUGCGCUCGAUAAUCGAUCUGAUGGAUAUGAUUGGAUGCGAUCUGGGAGGACUGAUCGAGAUAAUACGCUUCAUUUGGCGCUGCAUCGUGGAGACCCUCGUCAGCGUCCAGCUGCAGCGCUUGCUGGGCGAUGGCACGGGACGAGGGGGAGGCAAUGGAUCGAACCGCGCCGAAAUGUGUCUGCUGUGAAUGCAAUCUAGUGGGCCAACAAACCAGAGGAGCCACUUUAAACGUCUUCCGCACAAGAAAGUUUAGUGAAUAGUUUAAAUGGUAUCACGCGUUUCUUAUACCCUCGCCGUGUACAAGCGUCUACCGGAGAGUGGGUGAUUGUUAUAAAUGAUGAUGUAAUACAACCGAUUAAUUGAAGAAUACAGAGUAGAUACAUACACGCA
Anopheles coluzzii is the source of this 830-nucleotide messenger RNA. RefSeq lists its product as uncharacterized. The record is from RefSeq and is a predicted model, not a curated record. The transcript is spliced from 2 exons. Bases 16 to 405 code for a protein of 129 amino acids. Lineage: Eukaryota; Metazoa; Arthropoda; Insecta; Diptera; Culicidae.